Molecule: messenger RNA, 3895 nt
Organism: Nematolebias whitei (Rio pearlfish)
Lineage: Eukaryota; Metazoa; Chordata; Actinopteri; Cyprinodontiformes; Rivulidae
Product: ELKS/Rab6-interacting/CAST family member 1
Biological process (GO): regulation of synaptic plasticity; neuromuscular synaptic transmission; maintenance of presynaptic active zone structure
Cellular component (GO): cytoskeleton of presynaptic active zone
Molecular function (GO): structural constituent of presynaptic active zone
Source: RefSeq, a predicted model, not a curated record
AUGUACGGAAGUUCUCGCUCCGUCUCAAAGCUGGACGUUGUCGGGACAAAUGGUAAUGUGUCGGUGUCCGGGAGCCCCGGGCGCUCGCCACGCCUCCCCCGCUCACCCCACUUAGGACACCGGCGAAACAGCAGCAACAGCUCGGCCGGCGGACUUACCGGCACCGGUAAAACUCUGUCUAUGGAGAAUAUUCAGUCUCUGAAUGCUGCCUACGCCACAGGCGGGCCCAUGUACUUCACCGACACAGCUGAAGAUCCUGUCGGGAUCGGGAGCAUGGGAAGUGGACUGAAUCCGACUGCGCCAAAAAGCACCAUGACCCUGGGCAGAGCCGGGGCCCGGGUCCCUUAUGGGGUCAGGGCCACAAUCAUGGGCAGCAGUCCGAAUAUAAACACAGGUGGAGGAGCCGGGGGGUGUGGCGGGGCCGUCAUGCCCAGUGAUGCCAUCGCUUUUGGCGGAGAGCUGCAGAACCAGCCUCAACAGGCGGCCACGGUGCCUCACUCCAUGAGACAGGUGAGAGACGGUGCGAUGUCUGACCUCCAAACUCAGUUAAGAGAAGUGCUCAGAGAGAACGAACUACUGCGCAGAGAACUGGAGGCCAAAGAGUCCAAGCUGAGCUCCUCCAUGAACUCCAUCAAGACGUUUUGGAGUCCAGAGCUGAAGAAGGAGAGAGCACUGAGGAAGGACGAAGGCACCAAGAUAGCUGUGUGGAAGGAGCAGUACAAGGUGGUGCAGGAAGAAACGCAGCAUCUUCAGUGCACGAUCCAGGCUUUGCAAGAUGAGCUCAGAAUCCAACGCGAUCUCAACCAGCUCUUCCAGUCCGAUUACUCGGAGUCCGGUCGCCUCGGAAACCAAUCCAUUCCUCCCCAGGAGAUGACAGAGGAGAACUUCCUGCGUCUCCACAGCGAGUAUGAGCGUCAGGCCAAAGAACUCUUCCUCCUGAGAAAGACCGUGGAAGAGAUGGAGCUGAGGAUAGACACGCAGAAGCACACGUUAACAGCCAGGGAUGAGUCAAUAAAGAAGCUGCUGGAGAUGCUGCAGAGUAAAGGCCUGUCGUCACGGGCAACAGAGGAGGACCACGAAAGAACGAGGCGACUAGCUGACGCAGAGAUGACCAUCCACCAACUGGAAGGUCUGCUGGAGCAAAAAGAUAAAGAGAUGUUUCAGCUCAGAGAGGAGCUGCACAGGAGGUACGAAGCAGCUCCGGAGUCGACAAAGACCAAGGCUCUGCAGACCGUCAUCGAAAUGAAGGACGCAAAGAUCAGCUCGAUGGAGCGCGGCAUGAGAGAGCUCGAAGAGGAGGUGAUGAUGCUCAAGUCGAAUGGAGCUCUGAGCAAUGAAGAGAGGGAGGAGGAGAUCAAACAGAUGGAGGUCUACAAAUCCCACUCCAAGUUUAUGAAGAACAAGAUGGAGCAGGCCAAGCAGGAGCUGAGUCGUAAAGACAGCGAGCUGCUGGCUCUCAGGACCAAACUGGACACUCUGAACAAUCAGUUUUCUGACAGCAAACAACACGUCGACGUCCUCAAGGAGUCCCUCACUGCCAAGGAGCAGAGAGCUGCCAUACUGCAGACCGAGGUGGAUGCCUUACGUCUUCGCCUGGAAGAGAAGGAGUCUCUUCUAUCAAAAAAGAGCCAGCAGAUAUCCGAGCUGACGGAGGAGAAGAGCACUCAGCAAGGAGAGAUCACAGAUCUUAAAGACAUGCUGGAAGUCAAGGAACGCAAAGUCAAUGUGCUGCAGAAAAAGAUCGAGAACCUCCUGGAUCAGCUGAGGGAUAAAGAGAAGCAGCUGAGCGGACUGAAAGACCGAGUGAAGUCUUUGCAGACGGACACGUCCAACACAGAUACCGCUCUGGGAACGCUGGAGGAAGCUCUGGCUGAGAAGGAGCGAAUUAUUGAGCGGCUGAAGGAUCAGCGUGAAAGGGAAGAGAGAGAAAAGACGGACGAGGUGGAGUCCACCAAGAAGGAGCUGAAGGAGCUGAGAGAGAAAGUGUCUCAGCUGCAGGCUGAGCUGGCUGAUCGAGAGACUUCCGUUUUGGAUCUGAAAGAGAAAGCCUCCUCCCUGGCAUCCUCGACUCUGAAGAAGGAGAACCGGCUCAAAAGUUUAGAGAUCAGCCUGGAGCAGAAGAGAGAAGAGUGCAUCAAACUGGACAACCAGCUCAAGAAGGCUCAGAGCGCAGCAGUGGAGUCGCAGGCCAAUGCUGAACUCUCUGAACGCAUCGCCUGCCUGGAGGAGGAAGUGGCCCAGUACAAGGAGGAUGCUGGGAAGGCCCAAUCUGAGGUGGAACGACUUCUGGACAUCCUCAGGGAGAUGGAGAAUGAAAAGAAUGACAAGGAGAAAAAGAUCCAUGAAUUGGAAAGCCUUGCCUCAAGGCAAAUGAAGGACCAGUCAAAGAAAGUGGCCAACCUGAAGCACAAAGAGCAGCUGGAAAAGAGCCGAAACACUCAGCUGAUGGAGGAGGCCAAGAAGAGAGAGGACAACCUGAACGAAACUUCCCAGCAGAUUAAGGACUCUCUCCGUGAGAAGGAGGAGCGCAUUGAGGAGCUGGAGGAGGCGCUGAGGGAAAGUGUCCAGAUCACAGCAGAGAGGGAGGUGGUGUUGGUCCAGGAGGAGCAGGCGCGCACACAGUCUGAAAGACAGGUGGAGGACCUGCUGGUUGCCAUGGAGAAGGUGAAACAGGAACUGGAGGUGAUGAAAGCCAAACUGUCAUCAACUCAACUCUCACUGGCUGAGAAGGAAGGUCACCUGACCGCCCUGCGGGCCGAGAGGCGGAAACACCUGGAGGAGGUCCUUGAGAUGAAGCAAGAGGCACUGCUGGCUGCUAUAAGUGAGAAAGAUGCCAACAUCGCCCUAUUAGAGCUCUCCUCGUCCAAAAAGAAGAAAACCCAAGAAGAGGUGGCAGCUCUGAAGAGAGAGAAGGACAGUCUGGUUCAGCAGCUCAAACAGCAGAUGCUUUCUUCGCUCCUGGAUCUCAAUCAGAAUUGCAAUAAACUGAAGCUGUACAUAAGUCACCUGACUUCUCUGUGUCAGGAGCGAGACCCAAUCAUACUUCAGGACUUUGCCCUGCCCCCAGCCUAUCACCGCUCUGACUCCGCCUCCUGGAAUACACAGCUGCACAGCAUGACGCAGGAACAGCUGGAGGCGGAGCUAGCAACGUGUGAGAGUGAAGGGGCGGAGCUCCAGGAGUACGCUAACCAAGUCCUGCAGCAGAUCGCUGACCGAUGCCCUGACAUUUUGGAACAAGUGGUCAACGCUUUGGAGGAAAGCUGCUGACCGGACUCACACACACAAACACACACACAUCAGAAAUCUCCUGCUUGGUGCCACAAACCUCCUCCGAGAGAAUCAGUGUUACGUCUUAAUUUAGGAGGAAAGUGGGUCUACAGGAGUAAAAAAGGCAGUAUUUGCAGAGUUAAAAGGUCAAUUAAAAGUGCUUUAUUGGCAUGCAGAUGAGUCAGAAUAGAUAUAUUUUUCUAAGUGCUCUGCAUCUCGGCUGCACCGGCCGUCUCUCCCACUUCAGCCAUCAUGUCGCUCAGUCGCUCUGAGGGACAACGAUGUCAGCCUGUGAGCUGCCCGCUCCGUUCUAAUGCUAGACUUGCACGUUGUCGCCACGUUUUUAUUUGAUGGGUUCACUGUGUGGUGCUCUCAGCUGCCUUUGGCUCUUUACAUCAUUUGCUGCUAUCCUUUUAACUUUUAGUCCUUUUUUCCCCGUUUCUUGUUUUAUUUCCUCUUCAAGUGUCUAAUAAACAUGUUUCUGUUAUCUUUUACCUCCAGAUAGUUGUCAUUAAAGAGAAAUGAUUCAUUAAAAGAAACGGCUUUCAUCAGGGAGACAUGAUGCUUUAACCCAUCAGUUUAUUUUAUUUAUUUUUUUUAUUAAGAAAAGGCAAAAUCUCGCAACAAA